UAGAGAAUAUAAAGCAGCGAAGGAUCAAACAACGCACUAAUUUCCAUAUCGUUUUCUUGCAGACGACGUCGCUCGACUCUGAAUACGGAAAUACGCCAAAACACACAAAAUGUGCGGAAUUUUUGCAAUAUUUUCAAGGGAUUCGAAGCCUGUUGGCACGCAGGUUCUGCACGGCAGCAAGCAUAGUCUGCGCGAGAUGGCCUACCGCCAGAGUGGAAAGCAGCGGCAUCGUGGCCCCGACUCUACUGGCGUCCAUGUCAUCGCAGAGGAUGGUGUGGCCAUGGUCCACGAACGUCUGCGCAUUGUGGGUGUGGAGCGGGGUGACCAGCCGUUUGUGUCCAACGAUGGGAACGUGGUGCUGGUGGCCAACGGAGAGAUCUACAACUACCUGGAGCUGUCGGCGGAGAUAGCAAAGCGGCUUGGAACCUACAAGCCGAAGAGUGACUGUCACGUCAUCCUGGAGUUGUACGAGGUCUAUGGGGAGGAUCUACUGAGCCACAUCACCGGAAUGUUCGCCUUCGCCCUGUACGACAAACGCACGAAGCAAGUGCUCCUUGCCAGGGAUCCCUUUGGCAUCAUUCCCAUGUACAUCGGCGAGGAUAAGGCCGGUAACAUGUGGGUGGCCUCCGAAAUGAAGUGCUUGGUGGACACUUGUAGCAAAGUGGAGACGUUUACGCCGGGCGAAGCUCGCUUCGGACGCGUGGGAGAGAUGCGAACCUUCCGGCACUUUCAGCAAUCCUGGAUCAAGGAACUUCCUACCAACCCUUGCGACCUGAACCUACUCCGUUCCAGCCUGGAGUCGGCGGUGCGCACACAUCUCCACUGCGACGUCAACUUUGGGGCUCUGCUGUCGGGGGGCGUGGACUCCAGCCUGAUUGCCGCGAUCGCCACGAAGAUCAUGCGGGAGAAGGACCCUUACUAUCGCCUGAAGACCUUCUCUGUGGGUCUGGCCGAUGCGCCCGAUUUUAAGGCGGCCCGCCACGUGGCCAAGUACAUCGGCAGUGACCACAAGGAGAUCGUCUUUCAAAUUGAUGAGGCCCUAGACGGGAUCCGCGAUAUUGUCUAUCACCUGGAGACCUAUGACGUCACCACUGUGCGCUGCAGCCUGCCAAUGCUGCUGCUGACCCGCUACAUCAAGAGUACCGGCAUCAAGAUGAUCCUCUCCGGCGAGGGGGCGGACGAGAUCUUCGGCGGAUACCUGUACUUCCACAAGGCCCCCAACUGCGAGCAGUUCCACCAGGAGCUGGUAAAGCGCGUACAGCAGCUACAUCUCUCCGACUGCCUGCGCGCCAACAAGGUGGCGAUGGCCAAGGGCGUGGAGCUGCGCGUACCCUUCCUGGACACGGGCUUCGUCAAUCAUGUGAUGCAGAUCCGGCCCCAGGACAAGAUUCCUGGCGAGCUCAACGCGUUUGCCGAAGCCCUAGGACCCUUGAGGCGCAUUGAGAAGUACGUGUUGCGGGCUGCCUUCACCGAAAACUAUUUGCCGGACGACGUGCUUUGGCGCCAGAAGGAGCAGUUUUCCGACGGCGUCGGCUACGACUGGAUUGAUAGCAUCCGCCGUGUGGCCACCAGUCACGUGGGAGACGAGGAGUUCGCCGAGGCUACCCGCAGAUUCCCCUUCAACACGCCCACCACAAAAGAGGCAUUCUACUAUCGAUGCAUCUUCGAGGAGCAGUUCCCGGUCGAGGGAGCGGCCCGCACGGUGGUCAGGUGGGUGCCACGCCUGGAUUGGGGCUGUCCGGAGGACCCCUCGGGACGGGCACAGGCCGUCCAUCAAGUCAAUAAAGACGUUAUAAUUUAAUUUACUUAAGUUAGGUAGAAAUAGCAUUUUAUUGAAGCACAAUGAAAAGAAUUUCUAGCAAUGCAAGUACAUUAAUCGAAUCUACAGACACCUAUAUACCCACUAGUAUGAUUAAAUAAAUCUCAGCUCA
This is a messenger RNA of Drosophila persimilis, 1931 nucleotides long. RefSeq names its product asparagine synthetase B [glutamine-hydrolyzing] (gene AsnS). The transcript has a single exon. Gene Ontology annotation, cellular component: cytosol. The record is from RefSeq and is a predicted model, not a curated record. Gene Ontology annotation, molecular function: asparagine synthase (glutamine-hydrolyzing) activity. The coding region runs from base 110 to 1801 and encodes 563 amino acids. Lineage: Eukaryota; Metazoa; Arthropoda; Insecta; Diptera; Drosophilidae.